GACAAAGAGGCGUUUCAAAAACCUAUUGGAAGACAUUACAACUCGAUGUCCUAGUCUAUGUAGAUUGGAUACUUGCAAGUAGCUCGAGCCAUCCAAUUCGCAAUGCCAGUGUGGGCUAUCAAGUCAAAGCACCACACCUUGCAAAUUGGGGGUGACAUCAUAACACACCUUACUGAGCGCAUGGAGGUGCCAAAACACCGCAGACCCAGACGGUGGGCUUCCGCUUCCUCGCCGCGCUUGCGUCGCUCAGCAUAACGUUAUCCGUACUGAAAUUGAACCAUCAUGUCUCAGUCAUCCGAGAAAAACGCAGCCCGCCGGUCCGACGCCCCUGAUUAUAAGGCCAAGCUCGACGAGGCUGCCUCGCGAGCGAAGAGUCCUCCUUCAAGCGAGGGCCAGAGCACCGGCAUGAUAGACAAGCUGUCUGAAUACGUCCCGGCCGUUGGGAGGAUGCUGGGUGGUCAAGAAAAGCAGCCCGAGACGGAGGUCUCGCCCGCAGGGAAAGAGAUGCCCGGCCCGCCAAACCGGCCCGAACACGACACGCAGAUCGAAGAGUUCAUCAGGGAUCAGCAUCGCAGUAAGAAGGUGGUUGCCAUCGACCAGGCCAAGGAUUCCUAGCGCUGUGGCAUGACCUUGGAACAACUGCUGGGGACGAAACACAAGCCAUCCUAAUAAUGCAGUUGAGUUGGUCGGGGAGAAACUUGGGAAACC
Molecule: messenger RNA, 708 nt
Organism: Thermothielavioides terrestris NRRL 8126
Lineage: Eukaryota; Fungi; Ascomycota; Sordariomycetes; Sordariales; Chaetomiaceae
Exons: 2
Coding region: 283-615 (110 amino acids)
Source: RefSeq, a predicted model, not a curated record